GGGAGAGUGAAGGAGCAAAGGGGAAUGCUUGCCACUGAGGGGCAGGGAAAAGGAAUAAGGAAAUUGAAGUAGCCGCCAUAUGCUGUGGAUUUUUAUGACUGUCUUGCUGAAGUGAAUAUUCUUUUUGGGGGAAAAAGAUGGGAAGCUCGCAUUUUCUGAACAAAGGCUUGCCUUUAGGCAUUCGGCCGCCUAUCAUGAACGGGCCCAUGAACCCACGGCCCCUGGUGGCCCUGCUGGAUGGGCGUGACUGCACCAUAGAGAUGCCAAUCCUGAAAGACGUGGCCACUGUGGCCUUCUGUGAUGCCCAGUCCACCCAGGAGAUCCAUGAGAAGGUACUGAACGAGGCUGUAGGAGCUCUGAUGUACCACACCAUCACGCUAAUGAGGGAGGACCUGGAGAAAUUCAAGGCACUUCGGAUCAUCGUCUGCAUAGGCAGCGGCUUCGACAAUAUCGACAUCAAGUCGGCUGGAGAUUUAGGGAUAGCAGUGUGUAACAUGCCAGCAGCGUCGGUGGAGGAGACAGCGGACUCCACACUGUGUCACAUCCUGAACUUGUACAGACGAACCACGUGGCUUCACCAGGCACUGCGCGAGGGCACCAGGGUACAGAGCGUGGAGCAGAUCAGAGAGGUGGCGUCCGGGGCGGCGAGGAUCCGCGGGGAGACACUUGGCAUCAUCGGCCUCGGUCGUGUUGGCCAGGGUGUAGCACUCAGAGCCAAAGCGUUUGGGUUCAAUGUGAUCUUCUAUGACCCAUACCUGUCUGACGGGGUGGAGCGAGCCCUGGGCCUGCAGCGUGUAAACACCCUCCAGGACCUGCUUUUCCACAGCGACUGUGUCACCCUCCACUGCAGCCUCAAUGAGCACAACCACCACCUCAUCAAUGACUUCACCAUCAAACAGAUGCGCAAGGGUGUGUUCCUGGUUAACACGGCCCGAGGGGGGCUCGUGGAUGAGAAGGCCCUGGCACAGGCCCUGAAAGAGGGGAGGAUACGAGGGGCGGCCCUGGACGUCCACGAGACAGAGCCCUUCGGCUUCAGCCAGGGACCUCUGAAAGAUGCUCCUAACCUGAUAUGUACUCCCCAUGCUGCCUGGUACAGCGAACAGGCUUCUAUUGAGAUGAGAGAGGAGGCAGCCCGGGAGAUCCGACGAGCCAUUUCAGGUCGUAUUCCAGACAGCCUAAAGAACUGUGUGAAUAAAGAGUUCCUGUCCCAGACUACUCACUGGGUCAAUAUGGACCCUGCUGUCAUUCAUCCUGAGCUCAAUGGGGCCUACAGGUACCCUCCUGGUGUUGUGAGUUUGGCCUCUGGGGGGCUCCCUCCACCUAUAGAGGGAAUCGUUCCUAACGCAGUGCCCAUAACACACUGCCUGCCCAGCGUCGCCCACCCCUCUCACGCCCCUUCGCCGGGCCAGCCAGGCAAAGCAGAGUCAGACAGAGAGCAGCACCCCAAUGACCAGUUGUUGUAGCCCCACCCCACAGAGCUCUCUGUCCAACCAAAAGAACUCUACUGGUCUUCAUUCGUCCGAAGAGGAAUGAAGUUGAAGCCUCAUAGGUUUCAAACAGCUGCCAUGAAACAGACAGACUCACAGAGGUCUAUUACAGUUCAUCUGGUCCAACCAUAGUGGUCAUCUUUUUCAACAACAAAAAAAUUGUGCAGAAAAAAAUAAAAUAAUAAUGUGGAUUUGGAAAGAGAAAAUACCUAUAUCCUUUAUAGCGAAUCCUGCUGUUUAGACUGUAGUUUGACCUAGUAAAGUGGGCGAAUAUCUGUUGCUGUGUCCUAUGGGUUCAUCGUUAAAGCAGAAGUAGUUUAUUAUAACAUGAAUAACCUGUUUGUGUACAGUUUUUAGAACAAUGAAAACAAUAUUUAUAUUGCAGUCUAAAAGAAAAAUAAGGGUGAAAACUAACCAACUGAUUUUUAAAAAAUAUAUAUUCCCCAACAAGCCCCAAAAGAGGAAGCUUUUGCACAACUUCUCAGGAAAUUGAAUUUCUCUAGUUAUUUUCCGUUUAUGCCAGAUAGUGCUUUCUUUUUCUACCUGUUUUGUUUAUAUUAGCAAACAUACUAACCCAUAAGAGUAAGCCCUGUCUAAGCCGGUGGAGGAGGUGGGUUCUACUAAGCUAUAUGGAAUUGUUUUAAGAAGGUCAUACCAAAG
Messenger RNA from Salvelinus namaycush (lake trout), 2147 nucleotides. Its product is annotated as C-terminal-binding protein 1-like. The record is from RefSeq and is a predicted model, not a curated record. The transcript is spliced from 9 exons. Lineage: Eukaryota; Metazoa; Chordata; Actinopteri; Salmoniformes; Salmonidae. Gene Ontology annotation, molecular function: transcription corepressor activity; NAD binding; oxidoreductase activity, acting on the CH-OH group of donors, NAD or NADP as acceptor. The coding region runs from base 138 to 1463 and encodes 441 amino acids.